Spirodela intermedia is the source of this 450-nucleotide messenger RNA. The record is from the annotation of a GenBank genome assembly. Lineage: Eukaryota; Viridiplantae; Streptophyta; Magnoliopsida; Alismatales; Araceae.
AUGACUGCCGACGCUCGCUCCCGCGUGAGGCCCCCGCUGUCGCAGGGCUACCUCGGCAACGCCAUCUUCCGGUGCUCGGCCGUGGCUUCGGCGGGAGAGAUUAUCUCGGGGGCGCUGGCGACGGCCCGGUUGGACGAUGAGUACGUGAGGUCCCUGAUCGACUUCUUGGAGGUGAAGGAGGACGUAAGGGGGCUGGCCAAAGGGUCGUGGGUGAUGCCGGCGACGGACGUGUGGGUCAUCAGCUGGCAGGGCCUUCGGAUCUACGACGCCGAGUUCGGGUGGGGGAGGCCGACUUUCAUGGGGCGAGCUCGCCUGCAGUUCAGGGGCCUCGUCUACAUCUCACCCAACCCCCUCGACGAUGGGGGCCUCACCAUCGCCAUGGCUCUGGAGCCGGAGACCAUGCCGCGAUUCGAGGAGAUCUUCUACGGCGACAUCGUUCGCAUGGAGUAG